Messenger RNA from Emys orbicularis (European pond turtle), 2346 nucleotides. It is a transcript of the gene ARHGAP10, whose product is annotated as Rho GTPase activating protein 10. The record is from RefSeq and is a predicted model, not a curated record. Gene Ontology annotation, biological process: signal transduction; negative regulation of apoptotic process; cytoskeleton organization. The transcript has 23 exons. Gene Ontology annotation, cellular component: cytoplasm; cytosol. Lineage: Eukaryota; Metazoa; Chordata; Testudines; Emydidae. The coding region runs from base 1 to 2346 and encodes 781 amino acids. Gene Ontology annotation, molecular function: protein binding; GTPase activator activity.
AUGGGGCUGCAGCCCUUGGAGUUCAGCGAUUGCUACCUGGAUAGCCCCUGGUUCAGGGAGAGGAUCAGAGCCCAUGAGGCGGAACUGGAAAAAACCAACAAGUUCAUCAAGGAGCUGCUCAAGGAUGGAAAGAACCUCAUCGCUGCAACCAAAAACCUUUCGGCAGCCCAAAGAAAGUUUGCCCACUCUCUGAGGGAUUUUAAAUUUGAAUUCAUUGGCGAUGCAGAGACGGAUGAUGAAAGAUGUAUAGAUGCAUCCCUGCGUGAGUUUUCAAAUUUCUUAAAAAAUCUGGAAGAGCAAAGAGAAAUCUUGGCACUGAGUGUUACCGAAACGCUGAUCAAACCUUUGGAAAAAUUUAGGAAGGAGCAGCUAGGAGCUGUAAAGGAGGAAAAGAAGAAGUUUGAUAAAGAGACAGAGAAAAACUACAGCUUUUUAGAGAAGCAUUUAAAUUUAUCAGCUAGGAAGAAAGAGCCACAGCUACUAGAGGCAGAUUACCAAGUGGAGCAAAAUAGAAAGCACUUUUAUGAGCUGUCACUUGAAUAUGUGUGCAAGCUGCAGGAGAUACAGGAACGGAAGAAAUUUGAGUGUGUGGAACCUGUGCUGUCAUUUUUUCAGGGUAUAUUCACUUUCUAUCAUCAGGGCUAUGAACUCGCCAAAGACUUCAAUCACUACAAAAUGGCUCUGCAGAUCAAUAUCCAGAAUACAAGAAAUCGUUUUGAAGGAACAAGAUCGGAGGUGGAGGAGCUCAUGAACAAAAUCAGGCGGAAUCCUCAGGAACAUAAAAGAGCAAACCAGUUUACAAUAGAAGGCUACCUUUAUGUGCAGGAAAAAAGGCCUGCCCCAUUUGGCUCCAGUUGGGUAAAACAUUACUGCAUGUAUAGGAAGGAGACAAAGAAGUUCACCAUGAUCCCAUUUGAACACAGGUCAGGAGGGAAAAUUGGUGAUGGGGACGUUUUCCUCCUUACAUGCUGUACCAAAAGAAAUGUGGAUACUAUAGACAGACGUUUCUGUUUUGACAUAGAAGCUGCAGACAGAUCUGUUACUCCUGUGACCAUGCAGGCAUUUUCUGAGGAGGACAGGAAGCUGUGGAUGGAAGUCUUGGAUGGAAAAGAAACUCUGUUCAUCAAUUUGUAUAGAGCCAACACAAGACGGGAGGGAAGUGCACAGUUGGAUAAGAUAGGGUUCACAAUUCUGAGAAAAUGCAUCAGUGCCGUUGAAACACGAGGUAUAAAUGACCAAGGAUUAUACAGAGUUGUGGGGGUGAGUUCAAAGGUCCAGAGACUUCUGAGUUUGCUAAUCGAUGCAAAAACCUGCAGUGAAAUUGAUCUGGAAAACUCUGUAGAUUGGGAAGUGAAGACGAUUACUAGUGCUAUGAAGCAGUACCUGAGAAGUCUUCCAGAGCCCCUAAUGACGUAUGAGUUGCACAGAGAGUUCAUCAUUCCUGCCAAAAGUGGCAGCCCUGAGUCCAGAGUUAACGCUAUCCACUUCUUGGUUCAUAAACUUCCAGAGAAGAACAGAGAGAUGCUGGACAUGUUGGUGAAACAUUUAGCAAACGUUGCAGACCAUGCCAAGAAAAAUCUAAUGACUGUAGCAAAUUUAGGAGUAGUAUUUGGACCAACCUUAAUGAGGCCACAGGAAGAAACUGUGGCAGCUAUCAUGGACCUAAAGUUUCAGAAUAUCGUGGUGGAAAUCCUUAUAGAAAACCAUGAGAAGAUUUUCAAAACCCUGCCUGAUGCCACUUUCCCUGAGCCAAUCUCUAUGUCAAUAUCUCCUCCAAAUGUCCCACCAAGGCAAUCGAGAAGACAAGGGCAGCGUAAUAAGCGGCCUCUGGCUGUAUAUAAUCUCUGUCUUGAGCUUGAUGAUGUUGACAACCACAGCCCUCCCAGGGAGGACACUCCUACUGGCAGUAUGGAUUCUCUUUCUUCUCAUUCUCCUACACCUGCAGUCUCCAGUAGCCCCCCUGAGCCAGACAAAAAUCACCUUAUUCUGGAGAGUGGAGACCUAGUGGACUGGGCAGCCAAUCACCCCAGUCAGAUUCGUUCAUCGAUGGUCUCAUGGUUGAAUACACAGUCCACCACAACACCUACCUCAACUACCAGAACCCCAGCACCGUCAUCUUUCCCCUUCCCCACCUCUGCCACAGGGAGUGACAGACCAGCUGAAAGUGUUCUCAACAGAAGAGCAAGAGCAGUGUACCCUUGUGAGGCAGAACAUAGCUCUGAAUUAUCUUUUCAAAUAGGAGCAGUUUUUGAAGAUGUGCAACUUUCCAGAGAACCAGGAUGGCUUGAAGGAACUCUAAAUGGCAGGAGAGGACUUAUUCCACAAAACUAUGUUCAGUUUCUUUAG